This is a messenger RNA of Capsella rubella, 659 nucleotides long. Its product is annotated as probable calcium-binding protein CML43. The record is from RefSeq and is a predicted model, not a curated record. The coding region runs from base 22 to 573 and encodes 183 amino acids. Gene Ontology annotation, molecular function: calcium ion binding. The transcript has a single exon. Lineage: Eukaryota; Viridiplantae; Streptophyta; Magnoliopsida; Brassicales; Brassicaceae.
CAACUAAGAAGAAGUGUAACAAUGGAGAUCAGUAACGAGAAGAAGAAGAAACUCUCUAGACAAUCUUCAUCUUUCAGACUACGAAGUCCAAGUCUAAACGCACUUCGCCUCCACCGAGUCUUCGACCUAUUCGACGAAAACAACGACGGGUUCAUAACCGUGGAAGAACUAAGUCAAGCACUCUCAAGACUCGGUCUCGAAGCUGAUUUCUCCGAUCUCAAAACAACCUUUGAAUCUUUCAUCAAACCAGACAAAACCGGACUCAAGUUCGAAGACUUUGCUGCACUCCACAAAACCCUAGACGAAUCUUUCUUCGGAGGAGAAGGAAGCUGCUGCGACGGGUCUCCCGAGACAGAUCUUGUAGAAGCUUUCAAUGUGUUUGAUGAAGACGGAGAUGGUUUUAUCUCAGCCGUGGAGUUGCAAAAGGUUUUAAAGAAGCUAGGGCUUCCUGAAGCAGGAGAGAUUGAACAAGUGGAGAAGAUGAUUGUAUCUGUUGAUAUCAAUCAUGAUGGUCGUGUUGACUUUUUCGAGUUCAAGAACAUGAUGCAAGUUGUUCUUGUUCCUUCUUCUUGAAUCUUUUUGGAUAACAAAAGAAACUUAUCGUUUGAUUAUUCUCUGUUUUAAAUUUGUUCUUGAAUGCAAAAACAACUUCAGAUUGA